UGAUAACGAUUCUGUCAGUUUAGAGCAAAUGAGGCCUUAAAUUUAUUUUAAUGACUUUAUUAAAUUUUAAAAAUUUAGUUUCUUCCUAUAAUAUUUAUGCAAUUGUUUCAUAUGGCUGACAAUCUAAAUCCUGGUGAUUUCUUAGAUCUCAUGAUGGUCAAUAUUGAUAAGCUGCAUUAUAAUUAUCUUUCUGCACAAGAAAGCUUAAGAAAGUUGGAUGAAAAAAAUCAUUUAGAAGGACAUAUAAAAGAUUACCUGAUGGUUGCUCCACAUGAAAAAAAGUUUUGUUAUCGCGAAACAAGCCAUAUUCUUCAUAAAAGUGCUGAAGAAAAGGAAAAUUUCAGUGGAUAUGGAGCAUCUGCUGCAUGGACAGCCAUUGCUGCUUAUGCCCAUAAUCUGUUAGCACAAUCAUGGAGAAAAGAAUUCAGGGAAAUUAAAGUUUAUAGUGGUUAUUUUAAGCAUAAUAUUGAGAGUGGCUUAACAGGUGCUGAAUUGAUGUUAACUUUAAUGGGAUACAGACCAAUUGGAGAUGAUGGUACAUAUAUACUCGAAGGACCUGUUGAUCCUGAUAGAGUUGUCAAUGUCUCACGAGACUCACUUGUUGCUUUAGUUGAAUGUCAGAUCUUGUGUUCAUUAAAAACUGAUUUAAUCAAAAGUGGUUUUGAUUGUUCUUGGCUUGAGAUUCUAGAAUACAGAGAAUUACAGCCAUGUUCCCUAGAGCAGGCACUUCAUGGAUUGAUGUUUCAGUAUAGCCAAAGAUAUUUAAACCCUUGUAGAUCUGACUGUUAUUCAAAAGCUCAUAAUAUUCAAGAAAGGCAUGGCUAUAAUCAUCCUCACUAUAGAUAUCCUAAUAAUUUGCAGUUACCUUAUUUUGGUAAUGUUUCUAAUGGAAUUCCUUUGUCAUCUCAUUCCUGUUCUAUGAGUAAUUCUUUGAGCAAAUGUGCAACUUGCCAAAAAGAUUUUGCAGUUAAUCCUUCUUUACGGCAAAAUUAUACUUGUUCUGUUCCUACUGCACAACUUAUUGAGUUAGAGUCAUCUUACCUGGGAAAAGAUAAUUAUAUUUAUGAUAACGACAAUCAAAGAAAUAUUGAUAAAUUUGAUGGUAGAAUUUGUAAUAGUAGCCUGAAUGACAGUAAUUCAAAUUUGUUGAAGUAUAAAUCUAAAGAUCCUGGUUGGGAUAGUUGGGGAGGAGGAACAUCAUAUCAUUCUCCUGAAAAUAAAAUAAAAAAUCACAAAUAUGAAUAUUCAAUUGACAAAAGACAAAGGCCAAAUGACGAUUUCAUUAAAAAUGAAGAACUUGAAGAAGCUUUAAAGGCUUUUAGUAUGGGGGAUUCUCAUUUAAAUUCACAGCCGUCUUGUUCUACGGCUGAUUUAAAAUCAUCUGAAAAUAAAAUUAUAAGGAAAAAGUCUAAACAUGAAUUUAAUAGUACACUCCAGAAUUCAACUCAAACACUUGGACGUGAAAAUAUUAAAAAACAUGAUAUAAAUUAUAUGUCUUUAAAAGUUAAAUUAAAUGAUAAAUGGGAGUGUUCUGCUUGUACUUUCCAUAACAGUAAUGAGAAAGAAGUUUGUGAAAUAUGUAGUAAAAGUAAAACUUUAGGAAAUGAGGUUCAACCUCUUAUCAGUGGUGGUAGGCAGUGUCCAAAGUGUACCCUUGUCAAUGAAAAGGGAGUCACAUUAUGCGAUGCCUGUGGAACAAAUUUAAAAGAUUCUCCCACUUACAUAUAAUAUAUGCUUUUUGAUAUACUUUAUUCCUGAAUAAAGUAGUAAACAAGACCUUAUAUUUUUUAAAAUUAUCAUUUACUUGACAAUAGACGUGAUUUAGUUUUGGUUUAGUCAAAAAUCUAAUUUUUAUCCUUAUUUUGGACAACAUAAUUUUUAUAUUCAUUAUAUUGUUAAUGAUUCACUGAAAACAGUUUCAAUUAUAAUCAAUGUUGAAAAUCCAAUGAAUGUUAGAUUUUGUUAAUUUUAACAAAUGAUGAAGACCUUCAUACCUACUGAAUGUUAAUGUGUGCAAAAGCAGUAAUUUUAUUUUAUAAUUAUUAAGGACCAAUUUAUAUGAAACUUGUCCAUAUUACUUAGCUAUUACAAAUUUUUUCUGUUGCGUCCUAUAGUUUAUUAAAUGAUAUACCCAAUCUAUGUAGAAUUAUUUGAAAUAUUCUAAUUAUUUUGAAAAAUGUUUUAUUGGUCACUUCUUAAAACUUCUACUAAAUAUUUUACUGAAACGAAAACAUGUCAGUGUUACUUUGAUGGCAAUUAUCUGAUUUACUUUAUUUUAUAUACAAGUAUUUAUAAUUUUAUAUCAUACAAGGAAAGUUG
Messenger RNA from Nezara viridula (southern green stink bug), 2319 nucleotides. The record is from the annotation of a GenBank genome assembly. Lineage: Eukaryota; Metazoa; Arthropoda; Insecta; Hemiptera; Pentatomidae.